Molecule: messenger RNA, 815 nt
Organism: Marasmius oreades (fairy-ring Marasmius)
Lineage: Eukaryota; Fungi; Basidiomycota; Agaricomycetes; Agaricales; Marasmiaceae
Exons: 4
Coding region: 3-659 (218 amino acids)
Biological process (GO): translation; negative regulation of translation
Cellular component (GO): ribosome; mitochondrial large ribosomal subunit
Molecular function (GO): mRNA binding; structural constituent of ribosome
Source: RefSeq, a predicted model, not a curated record
AUAUGGUCUUGCACUUUGGACGACGCUGCCUGGUGAGUCGAGGUGGUGAGAGAGCGGUGAGAGAAUUUGUGACAGCCUCGACGGUCACGGACUGUCAGAGUCACUCGCGGUCUCUUCUUGAAAUGUCGCAGGCAGUAGGAAAUACUGCCCUUGCAUAUGCACGAGUAUGGCAUCAAGUGGAUGCUUCGGAACGCGUCCUUGGAAAACUAGCUGAACGAAUUGCAUUGGUGUUGAUGGGGAAGCACAAACCUAUCUACAACCCAAGUGUUGAUUGUGGUGACUAUGUUAUUGUCACGAAUUGCACGAAAGUACGAGUUUCUGGGCGGAAAGAGCAAUCGCUUCUGUACCGAAAACACACAAUGUACCCUGGGGGACUGAAGGAGACGCCGUACAAAGACAUGAUGGGGAAGAAACCAGAGGAGAUCAUACGACAUGCAGUAUCCGGCAUGCUUCCAAAAAACAAACUUCGUGAACGAAGACUCGAACGGCUUCGGAUAUUUCCUGGUAACGAGACUGGUAUUCUAGGAGCAAACGUGAUGCGUAACUGGCACGAUGGAACCAUGCCGCAAGACUGGAAUCCCACGGAACUGGUGAAGGAAAGCCAGAGGAUAUUACCUGCGAAAUUACACGAUAGAAGCAAGCAGAUGACGGUAUCUUGAACUGAACCCGCGUUACGGAUAUGUUGUAUCGAAACAAUUCUACUUCUUCAUAAGUCUUAAGUGCGGCGCCCACUCAGUACUCAACUACAGCAAAACUAUUUUUUCACGUCGGUCGAGAGUGGGUAGAUGUCUCGUUCUGAAGUGGAUAUACUUGGC